AUGUGGCUCAAGCGCUACCUUACCCUCGGUACAGAGAGGCCCAGGUGGGCUUUCGUAGUGGACGCCGUUAUGGCCAUCCGUGUUACGAAAGAUGCGGGAGCCAUCCGGAGGAAUGCGCAGGUGAAUACCUUCCUCCAGGACUGGCACCCAGCGGGCCACGCGAACUCCCGCCUACCCGACUACCUGAAGCGAAUGCUGAAGGUGGCAAAGCAACACAAUGUCUCCUUUGCGGCGGUGACCCUGAGCAAUGACGUGAAGGCAGGCCUUCCCGCCUGGUACCACAUAGGCACGGACAAACAGCUGCGAAGGCUGAAUAAUGCCCCUGUAAGUAACUGUCUGCGAGAUGUACACAGCGUGAGCCUGGUAACAGACCUCGUGAAAUUGGCACAACACGUCACCAUCCUCACCGACGGCGGCGACGGUCCAAGUGAGUGUGAAUGCAUGGAAUGCCGGACCAAUCGUAUACACGGAUGUCAUAAUCCCGAGCGAUGCUAUGAAGCGGCCGGGAAGCUGCUCGGCCACCUAAGCGAAAAAUGGAACCCGAGGACGGACACUGCCCCGGAUGGCCUCACCCUCACGCAUAGGCGCCAGGAGAAAAACGGAAAGGCCAUCGAGAAAGGCGGACAGACCACUUUCGACCCUUCUUUGACGCUGAGGGGCGGAGUAGCGGAAGCUUUCCGCGCAUUCGUGGCAAUGCCGAAUAUAGCAAACCCACCAGCGAUUAGACAACGUCGUGGACGAGUGGUGGAAGACGAAGCGCAGACGAUCCUAGUCCUCGGCGCCCCGAAGGACGAGAACACCGAACCACCUGACGCAGAGGGGAGCGAAGACAUUGGUUUCGUAUAUGUAGCGAGGAACAGCGAGCGAAACUCCCUGGUCCGAGCCCACCCAUCAAGUGGAAGGAACGCGAGCCCAUGGAGUGAACUAGUGGCCGCCCUGAAGGCGGCACAAGACGCCCCCCCUGACACACCACUGCACUUUAUAGGCGAGACAAACAGCCUGUCCGAAUACCUCGUCCGUGACCUGCCGCGAUGGGAGGACAGAGGCUGGAUCGACGUGCCGAACAACGCACCGGCGAAGGCACUAGUCAAUACCCUUCGCAAGCGCUGUGCUGUGACAACCUUCAGACAAGCAACCGGAGUGGGAGACAGGCGUAAGCUGGAACUUGCAAGACGUGAGGCGAAAACGCUGUGUCGGUCUGGAACGGCGCCCACCCCGUGA
This is a messenger RNA of Fomitopsis serialis, 1221 nucleotides long. RefSeq lists its product as uncharacterized. The transcript has a single exon. Lineage: Eukaryota; Fungi; Basidiomycota; Agaricomycetes; Polyporales; Fomitopsidaceae. The record is from RefSeq and is a predicted model, not a curated record. The coding region runs from base 1 to 1221 and encodes 406 amino acids.